ACUCCCUUGCCUUAUAGAGUAAGAAGCAUUGUUCUUAACUCUGAAUCCUCUCCGUGUGUUCUUGGCAGAGUGAAGAUGAGCAGUGAAGAGAUUCUUGUGUGUGCAGUACAACUUAGAGAAAAUUUCUGCCUCUAUUUUGCAGAUGACGAUGGGCUGGAAUGCGAUGCCUUUUGUAAGGAAAAAAUUCUCCACCGAGUCCUUCGAAAUGUAAAUAGCCAGUUGCUUGUGGUUCGACCAGAUUUAAACAUGGCAGCUUUUGAAGAUGUGACAGAUCAGGAGAUGAAAUCUGGCAAUGGAAUGCACUUCAACAUUCACUAUUACAAAACUACCACACCUUCAGCAGGGAUGCCUGUUGCAUUCAGUGUCCAGGUAGAAGAUAAAAGUUAUUACAUGUGUUGUGAGAAGGAAUGUGGAAAAAUGAUAGUUCGAUUUAGGGAAGGAGAAGUUCCCAAAGAAAUUCCUGGUGAAAGUAACGUAAUCUUUUUCAAAAAGACAUUUACAUCUUGUAGCUCCAGAGCAUUUAAGUUUGAAUACUCACUAGAACAAGGAAUGUUCUUGGCCUUUGAGGAAGAAGGCUGCUUAAGAAAAUUAAUUCUCAAGAAACUGUCAAGAGAAGAUGAAGUGGAUGAAACCAUGAAGAUAAGUUUCUAACUUACGUCGGAAUGGAAGUCACAACCUAUGACAUACUUCAACAGUCUUAAAAUAUAUUUUGGCUUUUUAUAAAAGAAAUCUUAAUCUUUCUUCAUCUGCGGCAAGCCAGUUUUAUGCUUUUAGCUACCGAAAGUCAGUACAAAAAUGAGCAUCUUAGGAAGGAAAAUAAAUUCCAAGUCUUGGCCAAAAGAAGCAGAAGAAUGUUUUCCAGUCAGAUAGAAGGAAAGAGGAUUACACAAUGAAGAAACAAGAAUGUGCAUGCCUAUAUACCGCUGUGUAGUUUUACCCCUA
This is a messenger RNA of Gavia stellata (red-throated loon), 942 nucleotides long. It is a transcript of the gene IL18, whose product is annotated as interleukin 18. Gene Ontology annotation, biological process: inflammatory response; immune response. The record is from RefSeq and is a predicted model, not a curated record. Lineage: Eukaryota; Metazoa; Chordata; Aves; Gaviiformes; Gaviidae. The coding region runs from base 76 to 651 and encodes 191 amino acids. The transcript is spliced from 5 exons. Gene Ontology annotation, molecular function: cytokine activity.